GAGUUUUGAUUUGCCGACGCCUCUGAAGCCGAACCGUAAUCAAUAAAAUGGCCUCCAAGCAGUCAAGUUUAUGUGUUUUCAAUUUGGUUUUGUUCAGUGUUUUUUAUUUAGCAAAUUGUGAGGGAGAGACGCUAGUCCUUCUUGAUAAUUUAGCAAUCAAGGAAACGCACUCCAUAUUCUUCAAGUCUCUAAAGGAUCGUGGUUACACUUUGACAUUCAAAUCUGCCGAUGACGCAAAUCUUGUACUGUCAAAAUAUGGAGAGUAUUUGUACGACAAUUUGAUAAUCUUCGCUCCCUCAGUUGAAGAGUUCGGAGGAUCAGUCAGUGUUGAGGCCAUCGCCGACUUCAUUGAUGGAGGAGGAAAUCUGCUGGUUGCUGGUAACUCACUUUCUGGUGAUAUUUUGAGAGAAUUGGCGUCCGAGUGUGGCUUUGAAAUAGACGAGGAAGGCUCAUCAGUCAUCGAUCAUCUGAAUUAUGACAUCAAUGAUGACGGAAAGCACACACUGAUCGUAGCGGAGCCGAAGAACUUGAUAGACGCACCAGUGAUCGUAGGUUCCCGUGACAUCCCCCCGUUGCUGUACAAGGGUACAGGUCUGAUCACGGACCAACGUAACCCUUUAGUCCUUCAACUGUUGACUGCGGACAGUACUGCAUACUCUUAUCCUGUGGACAAACCUAUCAAACAGUACCCUCAUGCCGUUGGAAAGGACACACUCCUCAUUGCUGCUCUUCAGGCUCGUAACAACGCCAGAGUCGUUUUCUCAGGUUCUCUCUACUUCUUUUCAGAUGAAGCUUUCACAUCUCCAGUACAGAAGGCACAGGGCGGUGGUAAAGCCUGGGAAGUAUCUGGUAACAGACAAGUGGCGGAAGCUCUCAGCCGUUGGUUAUUGAAGGAGAACGGAGUUUUGAGAGUCAAGUCCGUAGCACAUCGGCCCGUCGGAGAAAAGACUCCUCCCCCUGCCUACACCAUACUGGACGAUGUGGUAUUCUCCCUGGAGCUGGAGAAGAAGCAAGGAAAGGUGUGGGUGCCUCACGAUGCCAACGACGUCCAGCUGGAGUUUGUCCGCAUUGACCCGUUUGUCCGCACUACGAUGGUCCGCAAGGCUCCUGGCAAGUACGAGGCUGUGUUCAAGAUCCCGGACGUCUACGGAGUGUAUCAGUUCAAGAUCAACUACCACCGCAUCGGUUACACCUCGUUGUAUAGCUCGACUCAGGUCUCUGUGCGUCCUCUGGAACACACUCAGUACGAGAGGUUCAUUGCCAGUGCGUACCCGUACUACGCUAGUGCGUUCUCUAUGAUGGGUGGAGUGUUCUUGUUUAGCAUCGUCUUCCUUCACUACAGAGAAGACACUAAGACAAAGAGCGAGUGAAGACUGACUCUUACCAAGAUUGUUUGAUGUGGUUAUUGUGUACGGUAGUUAAAUAAAGACAUUUUUUGUAUUGAG
This is a messenger RNA of Macrosteles quadrilineatus (aster leafhopper), 1445 nucleotides long. Its product is annotated as dolichyl-diphosphooligosaccharide--protein glycosyltransferase 48 kDa subunit-like. Gene Ontology annotation, cellular component: oligosaccharyltransferase complex; endoplasmic reticulum membrane. Lineage: Eukaryota; Metazoa; Arthropoda; Insecta; Hemiptera; Cicadellidae. The transcript has 8 exons. The record is from RefSeq and is a predicted model, not a curated record. Bases 48 to 1370 code for a protein of 440 amino acids.